Messenger RNA from Paramecium tetraurelia, 711 nucleotides. RefSeq lists its product as uncharacterized. Lineage: Eukaryota; Ciliophora; Oligohymenophorea; Peniculida; Parameciidae. The record is from RefSeq and is a predicted model, not a curated record. The transcript is spliced from 4 exons.
AUGGAGGAUCCCAGUUCAAUUAGAGAAACUUCUCAUUAGAAGAUCUAAGAAACAAAGAGAAAGAUCAAAGAGUUCUAACAGUAUUUGUCACAAUAAAUUGUUGAAUGUGAAAAGGAAUAAGAGAAAAAAAACUUAUAAAAAAUACGAAAUGAAUUAGCAAAGAAACAUCAUAAAAAUAGAUUUUCAAGUUUUACUAAUUCAAUGCAUCGUCCCUCAUUCAUUUAUUAGAUCAAGGAGAAUGAAUUAUUUGAUAAUAAAUCAGUUUUUAUUAAUAAGGAGAUUCCACAAUUAACAAAUCUCUAAAGGUCAUUAUUGAUCUCUCCUGAGAGAAACUAGAAUCCAUCAUAUAUAAAACAUUAAUUAGAUAGACCAACAAAUAAAUAAAAAAGUGAAUUUCCUGCUGUAAGGAAGAGAUUCUUAAGCUAAUAAGAGAUUGAUCGUAUCGAAUUUUGGGAUAGGAAUUUCAGUCAGUUACAAGAAAUAGAAUAGAAAGAAAAAUGUAGUCUGUUAAUUGGCAAAAUUAAAAAGCAGCUCUUAGAAUAAAGGGAAGUGAAGGUAUUUAAACCUACUGAUCAAUGUUUAAGAUAUUUUGAUAAGAACAUCUCCCUAAUAUCUGAAACUUUAAUAACUUGCAGAUAAUUUAGUAAAGAAAUAGGUCUACCAAAAAUAAAAGAACCUAAAGUUUGGAUCCCUACUAACAAUCAUUUUUGA